Messenger RNA from Truncatella angustata, 1164 nucleotides. RefSeq lists its product as uncharacterized. The record is from RefSeq and is a predicted model, not a curated record. NCBI's taxonomy places the organism in Eukaryota, Fungi, Ascomycota, Sordariomycetes, Amphisphaeriales, Sporocadaceae. The coding region runs from base 1 to 1164 and encodes 387 amino acids. The transcript has a single exon.
AUGGCGCCUACCAAACCAAAACAAGCACCUAAACCUGAACAUGUACCGGAACAAACUGCUCGAGCUCUCAGAAGUCAGGUUCAGAAGGGUGGAGUUCACGGCUUACCCCCAGAAAAGAAAAUUGAAAUUCAAAACAGAAUACUUGAGCUUGAGGCAGAAGCAUCCACAGACCCCAAAAAGCGAGAGCAGUUGGAGACUCUGCAGAAUCAAUUACUGCCAAGAGGGUCUUCUUCACUGAACCCGCGUGAAUCUAUCGAUCAGGCGGCGAACAGCCACGUUGGUGGUCCACAGAACGGGCAGCCUCUGUUCGUCCCUGCUGCCGUCGCAGGUGCUUCAGAAGGCAAUGAUACAACAGCUUUGCCUUCCACUGAGAGAGCUGAAGGCAGCGAUACGACAGAUUUACCUUCAACUGAGAAAGAUGUAGAUGGUGCCGGUUCCGAUGUGGACGAUCUAACCAGUUAUAUGGGCAACCUUGGCAUCACUGAUCAUAUCGGUGGUGGGCCGAGAAAUAUUAAGCCUAUCGGCUGGUUAAAAAUGGGUUGGGGAUAUCGCCUCUUGAUACAAUACGGUGAAGAUCGAUAUGCAAAAUAUCGGUUUCAGCAAGGCUCAAAAUUUCGCACGUCUAUCACUAAAGAGUACGAAAAAAACUUGAAGGACGCCCCUAAUAAGAUUGGGAAAGAUGAAAAGGUACUUGAUCUCCAAGUCAAAGCUGUGGCUUGGGUAUAUCCAGAUGACGAGGAAUGUCCGGUAAAACUCCUACUUCGCAAGAACUGGCCAAGAAACAGACGCAAUGACCCAAUUGCCCCAGGGAUUUGGGUCAAGGUGCGACGUAUGAUCGAGCCGGAUACACCAGAAGGUGGAGACACAGAAAAUCAAGACAUCAAGCCGGUGUUCAUUGACAGUUGGGAGACAAGAAACGACAUCGAUAGACUUAUCCAUGGGGAAGAUGUCACACUCGCGAAAGAACUCAAAUUUGGAAAGUUCACUAUCUUCGAAGAGUCGGAGGUGGUUCCUAAGAUCGAUGCCCUUAUCGUUGCAACUGCAAUUUGGGCAGAGACACGUUAUCAGAAGCGACCCGAAAUAAAGAAAGAGAAGAACCGUGAUGGCUCUCCAACACCGGCUCCUGACAUCAACGCCAUCUCGGAUGUGAACAUGACUGGGUGA